Phytomonas sp. Hart1 is the source of this 1206-nucleotide messenger RNA. The record is from the annotation of a GenBank genome assembly. NCBI's taxonomy places the organism in Eukaryota, Euglenozoa, Kinetoplastea, Trypanosomatida, Trypanosomatidae.
GUCUAUAAGGUUAUGCUAACAUAUACAUAUCGCCCUUGGUUAUUACUUUAGGGAUUUUAAGAAAUAUAAUGAGUGGAGAAAGUAUCUACAAUCUUCUUUCUAUAGAAGAACCAGAACUCCAGGAAAGUUAUCCUUACACUGGAUCUUACAAGAAACACCUAGAAGAGCCGUCAAAGCCGUCAUACUCUACCUUUUUUGAUAAAAAAAAACACUACGAUGCUACACACGUGCGUUUUUUCAAACAGAGGGAUGCAGUAAUAGGCAAAAGUGUGGGUGAUACUAUUGAUCCUAAACACUUUUUAAACAAGAGGAAAGGCGUUCACACCGUUAUUUCCCCUAUUUCUAAAGAAAAAAUCUACCGUAAACCUCUUUUUGGAUCGGAGGUUCUUCCUAAUAAGAGCAAUCUUCAGAAAUCCGGUUUGUCUUAUUCCACUGAGCAUCAUGAACUUCAUGAUAAGAAUCACUUGUAUGAUAAUCACAAUAAUGAUUCAUGUAAUUCUAUAGAACAUGCUUACGAUGGCUAUGAUGAAAACAAAAAAAGUUAUGAUGAUAUUUUAGCUGUAGCAGGGGGAGAGGCUGCUGAUACACUAGUUUCUUCAUUCAAGACUAAGAAGAACUUUGUUAAAUCGAACAUUGUGGAAAGUUGCAUGGUACCAAAGCGUAUGAAAGAUCAGCCUCAAUUCGCCACUGACCGUAAGGAUUUUGGCAAAACGCCAAAAUACUUAUCUAAAGUUAAGGAGGAUAUUGAAAAGGAAAGGGAACAUUAUAGGCGAAUCGAAAGCUAUAGGGCGAAUCGUCAACAGCAAAUACGUAAUCAGUAUGUUUACAGACUGGAUGAAACUGAAAGAAGAGAUCUUGUUUCAAAACUGAGCCAGCUACUCGCAGAAAAGGGAAAGGCUCUUAAUAAGAUUCCAUUUUUAAAAGCGUCUGCUGUAAUUUCCAAGAAGAAAAGCGAACUUGAAAAGUCGAUGAUGGAUAUUGAAGUAGCGUUAAAGAAGCUCGAAAAAGAGGCUAUUUUUGUAUACCGAAGUGAUCCAGCAUACGAACAAGUGUGUAAGAAUGCUGCGCUUGAAGAAGCAAAGAAAUUUGCGGCUUCUAUUUAGAUUAAUUUUCUUUACUAAAUAUAUGUAUUUAAAUCUUAACUCAACCUUUAUGUAUAGUUAAGUUCCGAAAUGUUUUUUUUUCGUGUAUACAGGACUAUUGGUA